This is a messenger RNA of Adineta ricciae, 2040 nucleotides long. The record is from the annotation of a GenBank genome assembly. Lineage: Eukaryota; Metazoa; Rotifera; Eurotatoria; Adinetida; Adinetidae.
AUGCCUGGACCAUUAUUCGAUGCUUGUGAAAAGAAUAAACCCGACCGAGUAAAAGUUCUCAUUGCCGAAAACUGCGAUGUACUUCAAGUGGAUGAACAAGGACGAUCGGCGUUACACUAUUGUAGCGAAAACAAAGAUACGAGUUGUGCUCGUCUUUUACUGGAAAAUGAUGAAAUCAAAAGUCGAAUGCUCGAUUUACAAGAUCAUGAAGGCUGUUCCGCACUUCAUCUAGCAUGCAUGAAUGGCAACGGAAGCAUGGUGGAGUUUUUAUGUGAACGAGGUGCAAAUGUGAAACUUGUUGAUAAUGAAUCUCAUUCGUUAAUCCAUUGGGUUACAGUUUGUGGACAUCUUCAUUUGUUUGACAUUCUUCUGGAAUACAAAGCACCGAUUCAUACUGCGGAUGUUCAUCAGGCUUUUCCUAUUCACUACGCGUCUCAACUGUGCGGUAAACCGGUUUAUGACGAUUUGAAGAUCGACUCAGCAAAGGCUCUGGAAAUUUUACAAAUAUUUAUUGAUCGAAAGGUGGACAUCGAUUGUACGGACGGACAGAAUCGCACUCCGUUGAUGUGGGCUGCUAGUGCAGACGCUUGCGAUGCUUUACGUCUGCUUUAUAAAUACGGUGCCAACCAAUUGCAUGUCGAUAAAGAUUCUCUAACUGCAUUGCAUUGUGCAGCAACGCGUGGUCAUACAUCGUGUAUUCGAAUGUUAGUCGAACAAUGCGGCUGUCCGUUAGAAGGAGAAGAUGUCAAUGGUUGUACUGCGUUAUUCUAUGCAAUCACAUUGGAUCAUCCGAAAGCCUGUAAAUUGCUACUUGAUUUGAAAGCUAACUCCGAUCAUCAGGAUAAUCGUGGACGAACACCUAGCCAUUGUGCAAUAUCAAAAGGAAAUCUUGUUUGUUUGAAACACCUACUCGAAGCUCAUGCGAAUAUAUGGACGAAAAAUAAACGUGGUGAUUAUCCAAUACACGAAGCUAUCAAUUUACUUGCAACGAACAAAACUCGCAAAGCAACUGAUGAAUCAACAAAAAUUUACGAGAUUAUUCGAUAUGUCUUCAAACUGUACCCAUAUAAAAUCGCUAUUCAAAACGAUGAACGUCGAACACCACUUCACCUAGCAGCUAGUCUUGGUGACAUUGACACCUGCGAAGUUUUGAUUCAAUGCGGCGCAAAUAGUAAUGCGUUCAUACGAACAAACGCGGGAAAUUAUCUAACUCCGUAUGAUCUCGCUCGGGUACGCGGUCAUCAAGCCUGCGCGGACUAUUUGGUCAAUAAACAUGCAGGACAGCGUGGCAAUUUACUCGCCAGUAUCUACGCUCGUCGUAUACAAAAAUGUUACCGGCAAUAUGAACUGCAAAAGAAACUUUCAGUUCCGAAUCAAGAGAGUUCACCUCCGAAGAUAACUAAUGGAUCAUCUGAAGAGAUCAUGAAGACAAAAAUGCUGCCGACGAAAUUACCCAAAUCGAAGAAUACUUUGCUUAAGCAAGCGAAACUCUGCUUAGAUAACAAGCAAUUAGAUGACCGAUUCAAAACUCAUUCGCUGAAUAUACAACCGCUCAGAAAAAGCAGCGUGUUACUUGAGGAUAACAAUGCCGAAGAACGACGUCGUGUUUUUGCCAAAUCAAAAACAACCGUUUCAUCGAUGAAUCAGAGCAACGAAGCGAGGUCGGCUGAGUUCAUUUUGAAAUGUUUCAUAAAUCGAAUGUUCCUAUCUGAUAGAUCGGACUCGGCAAAUAAAGUUAUCAUUCACGCGUCAAAUUCCAUUGCAACAUCGAAUAGAUUGUACGACCGACGAAAACUAAUCGCAGAAGAAUUGCAUAAGUUGAAACAAGCACGUUUAAACAAUCAAUAUAUUGUCAUUAGUCGACCACUGUAUCAAAUGUUAAUUGAAAAUGCCUUCAAUCCUCAAAAUCGCCGCGCCGAUGAAAUCGAACGAUAUCUUGAGACACUACUUAAAGCGUACGAUGUCGAAUUAGAAGCGAUUCGAAAACGAACGAAAAGUGUGCCACCGAAACUAACUCGUCGCCCUUCUCAACUGUCAUAA